AUGGCUACCACGAGCACCAAGGUUGGCCACGGGCUGGCCAAGGUUCUUGGUAUCGACCUGCAUUACCGCCAUGAGACAGGCUCCGAACGCGUGACCCGCGGCGAGAGCGCCUUCACCAUUGAUUCUGCGGAUACAUAUGUUGAACAAGAACCAACCGCCUGGGAAUGGCUUCGCGACGUAACGCCAAACGGCCAAGACAUCAAGCAAUACUGCAUCAAUCUAUUCCCGUUCUUGAAGUGGAUUACUCGCUACAACGCGCAAUGGCUCAUGGGCGAUCUGGUAGCAGGUAUCACCGUUGGCGCCGUCGUUGUUCCCCAGAGUAUGGCAUACGCAAAGCUUGCUCAACUUGCUCCUGAAUUUGGCAUGUACUCUUCGUUCAUGGGUGUGCUCCUCUACUGGUUUUUUGCAACGUCCAAGGAUAUCACGAUCGGCCCUGUGGCCGUGCUCUCAACUGUUACUGGAAAUGUCGUCACCAAAGCUCAGGACAAGAUCCCCGACGUUCCCGCCGAUAUCAUAGCCUCGUCGCUCGCCAUUAUUGCAGGAUCGAUCGUGCUGUUCUUGGGACUCGCUCGUCUUGGUUGGUUGGUAGAGUUUAUCACACUUCCGGCCAUUUCAGCCUUCAUGACGGGUUCUGCCCUGAAUAUCGCUGUCGGACAGGUACCUACGAUGAUGGGAAUCACCGGGUUCUCAACGCGCGAAGCUACCUACAAAGUCGUCAUCAACACCUUGAAACACUUGGGCCGAUCCAACCUGAACGCCGCCAUUGGAUUGACUGCCUUGACGAUGCUAUAUUUGAUACGGUUCGUUUGUGGGCAGCUUGCCAAGCGGUACCCGAGCAGAGCGAAGACUAUUUUCUUCAUCCAAACUCUACGAACGGCGUUCGUUCUGCUCCUCUACAUUGCCAUUAGCUAUGGUGUCAACCGCAACCACCGAGAGAAGCCGUUAAUAUCUGUUCUUAACGACGUUCCGCGAGGCUUCAAGCACGCUCGAGUGCCCCACAUCACGACGGACAUUAUCUCGGCAUUUGCUUCUGAGCUUCCAUCGACCGUCAUUGUGCUUCUAAUCGAACACAUUUCUAUCUCGAAGUCGUUUGGUCGUGUAAAUAACUACAAGAUCGAUCCCUCUCAGGAGCUUGUCGCCAUCGGUGUCACUAACGUGCUUGGUCCUUUCCUUGGGGCUUACCCCGCUACUGGUUCGUUCUCACGUACCGCCAUCAAGGCCAAGGCUGGUGUCCGUACUCCAUUCGCUGGCGUAAUCACCGCUCUGGUCGUGUUGCUGGCCAUCUAUGCGCUUCCUGCCAUGUUCUGGUACAUUCCAAAUGCCGCUCUUGCGGCUGUCAUCAUCCAUGCAGUAGGCGACCUCAUCACUCCUCCGAACACGGUGUACCAAUUCUGGCGGAUUUCGCCGUUGGAAGUCAUCAUCUUCUUUGCAGGUGUCUUCGUCACUGUUUUCAGCAGCAUCGAGAACGGUAUCUACACCACUAUCUCCAUUUCAGCAGCCAUCUGGGCCUUCAGAGCUUUCAAGGCCCAUGGUCGGUUCCUUGGUAAAGCUAGGGUUCACUCCGUGAUCGGCGACCAUCUUCUUGAUCCCAUUGAAGAACAAAGCAAAGAGUUUGGUAACAGGCCUGAGCGCCGGGUCCCAGCUGAGAACGAAGACUCCGUUCGCGAUAUCUAUCUCCCAAUCGAUCACAAAGAUGGCAGCAACCCUGAGAUAUCGCUCGAAGAUCCGUACCCUGGUAUCUUCAUCUACAGAUUUUCGGAAGGUUACAACUAUCCUAACGCCAACCAUUACUUGGACGAACUUACGGAUCACAUCUUCAAGAGCACCCGCCGUACCAACCCCCAUAGCUACCCGAGACAAGGUGACCGUCCUUGGAAUGACCCUGGGCCACGUCGCGGCAAGAAAGAAGAUUCGACCGACCAUCGUCCUACUCUCAAGGCUAUUAUUCUCGACUUCUCGUCAGUCAAUAAUGUCGAUCUUACUUCGAUGCAGAACUUGAUCGAUGUGCGAAACCAGCUUGACCGAUAUGCCGCACCUGAUACUGUCGACUGGCAUUUCUGCAACGUCAACAACCGCUGGACCAAGCGAGCGCUCGCAGCUGCUGGAUUCGGAUACUACACGCCAGAGCCAGAGGGCUCGGUUGUUGGCCGGUGGAAACCCAUUUUCAGUGUCGCCGAACUUGGCGGCAGCCAUAGCGUCGCAGCAGAGUUAGAAGCGAAGGAACGCAGGAGAGCUUUGAAAGAAGCCGCAAAACUACAGGGACAAGCCGACGACGACAUUGCGGAGCGCCAAGGUUCUUCAUCUGAUGAGGAUUCAUUGGGCAAGCAGCUCAGCAAUACCAAGGCGUAUGGUCAAUCAAACUCAAAGCCGUCUAAAGUUGCGGUGGUGCAGGGUCUGAACAGGCCGUUGUUCCAUGUCGAUAUCACGGCCGCCUUGAACAGUGCAGUCGCAAAUGCGAACAGGAAAAGUCAUUGA
Molecule: messenger RNA, 2475 nt
Organism: Didymosphaeria variabile
Lineage: Eukaryota; Fungi; Ascomycota; Dothideomycetes; Pleosporales; Didymosphaeriaceae
Exons: 3
Coding region: 1-2475 (824 amino acids)
Biological process (GO): transmembrane transport
Cellular component (GO): membrane
Molecular function (GO): sulfate transmembrane transporter activity
Source: RefSeq, a predicted model, not a curated record